AUGGAUUCGACGGCCGAAAGCGAUGAGCUCUACCCCAUCGCCGUUCUUAUCGAUGAGUUGAAGCACGAUGAUGUCCUCCUACGUUUAAAUGCGAUCCACCGUCUGUCAACAAUUGCCCUAGCCCUCGGCCCAGAGAGAACUAGGGACGAGCUCAUCCCCUUUCUCGACGACUCCGUCGAAGACGAAGAUGAGGUCCUGACCGCGUUAAGUGAGGAAUUGGGCAAUUUCGUCGAAUAUGUUGGAGGUCCAGAAUAUGGGCACGUGCUUCUUUCGCCCCUUGAGAAUUUGGCAGCUAUUGAAGAACCCUUGGUUCGAGAGAAGGCUGUCGAGUCUCUCAACAAAAUCUGCGAUCAGCUCUCCUCAAAACAGGUGGAGGAGGAGUUCAUACCUUUAGUCCUUCGUCUUUCUAAAGCCGACUGGUUCACGUCUAAAGUCUCGGCAACUGGCCUCUACUGUGCCCCUUAUCGCAAAGCUACAGCCGGUGUGCAGCAGAGCCUUCGUCAGAACUUUGGUGGUUUGGUUCACGAUGAGACUCCGAUGGUGCGGAGACAGGCGGCCAACAACCUCUCGAAAUUCGUCAAGAAGCUGACCCCCGCGGUCAUCAUCGAAGAAAUCAUUCCCCUCUUUCAAUACCUUGCCAGUGAUGAUCAGGACAGCGUACGAUUGUUGACAGUGGAGAUUCUCAUUUCCAUUGCAGAGGAGAUACCUAAAGAACAACAAUCGAGCCAUGGUAUUUUGUUGACGUCUUUGCGCAAUCUUUUUGAAGACAAGAGUUGGCGAGUGAGGUAUAUGGUGGCGGAUAGAUUUGAGCAGAUUGCAAAAGCCGUGGAUGAGGAAGUCGUGACCCGCGACCUUGUGCCAGCAUUUGUUAAACUCUUGAAGGAUACAGAGGCGGAAGUGCGAACUGCCAUUGCUGGGCAAAUUCCUGGCUUCUGCAACCUGAUCGAUCGUGAUACCCUCCUUAAUGAAAUUAUGACCAGUAUAGAAGAUCUAGUGUCGGACCAGUCCCAACACGUGCGUGGAGCGCUAGCCACCCAGGUUAGCGGACUUGCUCCGAUACUUGGAAAAGAGGAGACCAUCUCUCAUCUUCUGCCAAUGUUCCUGCAAAUGCUGAAAGAUGAACACCCAGAGGUGCGUUUGCAUAUCAUUUCGAAACUCGACAUCGUCAAUAAAGUCAUCGGAAUCGAUUUGCUUUCACAAUCGCUUUUGCCCGCUAUCGUGCAGCUGGCUGAGGACAAGCAAUGGCGUGUGCGCUUAGCUAUCAUUGAAUACAUACCCCUUCUUGCAAGCCAACUCGGUGUCAAGUUUUUCGAUGAACAGCUAAGCGAUCUCUGCAUGGGCUGGCUGGGCGACACGGUUUUCUCGAUCCGAGAAGCUGCUACACAGAACCUCAAGAAACUCACAGAAGUCUUUGGUGUGGACUGGGCGAAUCAAUCUAUCAUUCCCAAGGUGGUGGCCAUGGGCGCACAUCCUAACUACCUCUACCGAAUGACUACUUGCUUCGCAGUUUCGACCCUUGCGCCUGUGCUUAACCUUGAAAUCCUUGAAAACUCGAUCAUUCCGAUCUUGGAACGACUAGUCACCGAUGACAUUCCCAACAUUCGAUUCAACGUUGCGAAGUCCUAUGCAGUCUUGGUCGACACGUUACGACGGCUUCCUGCAUCAGGCACUCUACAAGAUCUGGAAAAGGCUGGCGAGUCGGGAACCCCGGCACCUCAUGGCCAAGAACUUAUUCAGCAACGCAUAAUACCCCAGUUGGAGAAAUUGCAACAAGAUGAUGAUGUCGACGUUCGGUACUUUGCCACGACUGCUGCAGGUGGACAGGACGAGGCCAUGCAAACUUCACCAUAG
Molecule: messenger RNA, 1851 nt
Organism: Talaromyces marneffei
Lineage: Eukaryota; Fungi; Ascomycota; Eurotiomycetes; Eurotiales; Trichocomaceae
Exons: 9
Coding region: 1-1851 (616 amino acids)
Biological process (GO): protein dephosphorylation
Cellular component (GO): protein phosphatase type 2A complex; cytoplasm
Molecular function (GO): protein phosphatase regulator activity
Source: RefSeq, a predicted model, not a curated record